AUGUCUCUACCAGCCCCCCCAUACCCUACACAAUCUUCCUUUUACUCAACACCUCCAAUCAUGAACCCUUCCAUCAAUCCCGACACGCCUCCUCCUCCACCUCCAAAGCCCAGCAGCAAUGAAGCCAGCCGACGAGGCACCCCUCAGAACAUGACCUCCACGCCAGCGCCGCAGCAACCACAGCCAGGCUACCGACCCGAUCCCCAUUCAACAAUGGGCCAGCAUGCACAAUACCAAGCCAAUGCUCCACUACAAUCUCUCCCAGCACCUCCGUCAGUCGAAGAAGGCUGGCUCCCAGAUAUCGUAAAGGACAAAUCAACAAGCGACCUUCAAUCGAUCCUCCAAAACCCAGCUCUCCUCUCCGCCCUAUCAGCCCAACACCCUUCCCACACGGCCCGCCAGCAAAACCUCGAAUCCCUCCUCCAAGCAAACAGAGAGCUAUCAACGCACCUCCUCGAGCUACAAACGCACCUCUCCGACCUACGCAGCCAAACGGAAACUAUGCUUCUCACACAUCAAUCGCUCGAAGUCUCCUGGCGCAAGAAGCAGACGGAGAUGGACGCAGCCCUGGCGCCGUGGUCGCCCAAGGCGUUGUAUCAACGGCUGAGCGCGGCGAUUGCGGAGCAGGAGGCGGUUUGUCGGGCCGUGGAGGAAAGUUUCCUGGAUGAGGAUCAUCAUGGGCGGGCGACGGAGAAGGAGAUUGCCGAUUGGGUGAGAAGAGUUAGGGGGGAGGCGUCCAAGUUGGCGGCGAGGAAGGAGGCUAAGGCACGUUGGGAUGAGGGGAGGGUUGGUGGUUGGCGGUGA
Molecule: messenger RNA, 804 nt
Organism: Penicillium brasilianum
Lineage: Eukaryota; Fungi; Ascomycota; Eurotiomycetes; Eurotiales; Aspergillaceae
Source: the annotation of a GenBank genome assembly